Messenger RNA from Exserohilum turcica Et28A, 1305 nucleotides. RefSeq lists its product as uncharacterized. Lineage: Eukaryota; Fungi; Ascomycota; Dothideomycetes; Pleosporales; Pleosporaceae. The transcript is spliced from 3 exons. The record is from RefSeq and is a predicted model, not a curated record. Gene Ontology annotation, molecular function: sarcosine oxidase activity; flavin adenine dinucleotide binding; saccharopine oxidase activity. Bases 1 to 1305 code for a protein of 434 amino acids.
AUGGCGAAUAAAGAGCCCACUGUGCUUAUCAUCGGCGCCGGUACCUUUGGUUCAUCAACUGCCUACCACCUCAGCAAACUAUACAAGGAUCCUUCGCGCAUCACUCUUGUCGACCGCUGGGACACCACUUCGCCCUUGGAGGAAAAGCACGCAGCUGCCAUUGAUACCAAUCGCAUUAUCCGCACCGACUAUGACUCCCAUCUGUAUUGCAAUCUAGCCAACGAAGCAAUCCAUUUUUGGUUCUGGAGCAUUGCCGUCCAAGGCCAUUUUCACAAGACGGGCUGGACUUUUCUGGAGCGAGGAGGCGACUAUACGCGUGAUGUUGCGCCAGAAGAGCUGGAGCAGUACGCGGUAACCAGAGGGGUUCGGACCGAGCGCCUGGGCAAGGGCUACUUCAACCCCGAGGCUGGAUGGUGUGAUGCAGAGAAGGCGACGCAGAGUUUUACAAAAGUCGCGCUCGAAUUAGGCGUAAAGCGAGUGACUGGUGAAGUGCAGGAGCUCCUACUUAAAUCCGACCAAUCCGGUCUAGCUGGGGUCAAGUUGAGAGAUGGUGGAAUUUUGACAGCAGACAAGGUUGUGCUGGCGGCCGGGGCUUGGACAAGCACGCUCAUGUCACCACUGGAGGAUGCGCUUGGAAUCCCAGAGCAAGACCGCAUCGAGCGCCAGGUUACUGCUGUGGGCCGAGUUUCUGCGUACUACACCUUGAAUGAACAAGAUACCCAAGGAAUGAUUGACGGAAACCUGCCGGUAGUCGUCAUUGGCGGAGAAGUCGACAUUAUUCCACCAUCCCAGCCGAACCGGACGCUGAAGAUCAACGACCUGAGAAGCGAGAUUGUGAACACAGUCACGACGCCUUCCGGUCAUCGCAUCACAGCUCCUUCACCCAGAAACCAGAAUGACGUUCCCGAGAGGCUCAAACGUGAGAGCGCACAGGUUAUGCACCAAGCCAUGCCAGAAUGGACACGAAGCAAAACACCCAGUCGAUGGCGCAUGUGCUACGAUGCCGUUACCCCGUCCGAGGAUUGGCUCAUGUGCCAGCAUCCUCAUUCACAGCUUGCCAACCUCUAUCUCUCCGUUGGUGGCAGCUUCCACUCCUACAAAUUCUUGCCCGUAGCCGGCGCGUACAUGUGCAAUGUUCUAUUUGGGAAGAGCAAUGGAGAAGAAAAAGAUAGGGCGUGGCAAUGGAAGAGUCAAGAGUGGCUCGACAAGUGCAAGGGCAAGGGCAAGGAGUUUGGUAGCAGUCGGCGCAAGCUUGAGAGGAAGGAGUUGAGCGAAUAUGAAGAUGGAGCGGUAGCUAAAUUGUAA